Molecule: messenger RNA, 1727 nt
Organism: Misgurnus anguillicaudatus (oriental weatherfish)
Lineage: Eukaryota; Metazoa; Chordata; Actinopteri; Cypriniformes; Cobitidae
Product: interferon-induced protein 44
Biological process (GO): immune response
Source: RefSeq, a predicted model, not a curated record
UGACCCCUUUAAGACAUUUAAGUGUUUUGCAUGUGAUCUGCACGUCGGGGAGACGUUUCGUGUUUGCAGGGUACUUUGUGCAACUUUAAUUUAUCUAGGCCUACUUUAAAUUAUAAGUAGUUUGGUUCAGGGCUGGGGUAUACAAACAUGUUUACACAAAGUGAAAAUGAAAGCUAGACUUAGUGAUUAUAAAUACAGUCUCAGAUGAGAGCUUCUCUCAUAUCACAUCAGCCUUCUUUUUAACACACAACACAUUUAAACACAUUAUACACACACUUUGUUUAUAAAAUCUCAAAGAUAUUUAAAUUUAAUAAAAAGUAAAGUAUAUUUGCUUAAUUUCUUUCAGAAAAGGUCACAGAUGGGAGGAUCAGAAUCAACACAAAAAGAAAGACAUUCACCAGUAGCCAGGCAGGAUGACCAGCCCGUGAGAGCGAGAUCAACAACUACAGAUUUACAACCAACACAAAAAGAAGAAUUUGAGAAACCGUGGAGGAGCACACCCUGGGGAGAGAAAGAAAGUCUUGAGAAAAACCUGAGGGAGUUUCCGCUGAGCCAUCCAAAUGUCAACUAUGUCAGAAUCUUACUAACUGGAGAUGUUGGAGCAGGAAAAUCCAGCUUCAUCAACUCAAUCAACAGUGCUUUCCAGAAGAGAAUUACGACGGAGGCCCUUGCUAAUUCUACAUCUAGUAAAUCUUUUACGAAGUCAUACAAAACCUAUUACAUUAAAAGUGGAGAAUCUAUUCUGCCGUUUGUCUUUAAUGACAUCAUGGGUCUGGAGUCUAUAGAAUUAGAAGGUGCACACCCAGAGGACAUUGUCAAAGCUCUCCAAGGAUUCCUGAAGGAAGGAUACAAAUUCAAUCCAGUAUCUUCUGUUUCUGUUGGAGAUGAUGGCUACAGAAGUGACCCAACUGCCCAGGAGCAAACAUACUGCCUAGUCUACAUUAUUGCAGCCGAUAAAGUUUCAAUGAUGUACCCGGAAGUCAUUCAAAAGAUGCAAUAUAUUAGGGCAAAGGCCAGUGAACUGGAUAUUCCUCAGAUAAUCAUCAUGACAAGAGUUGAUGAAUCAUGUGAACUGGUCAAAAAAGAUUUAAGGAAGAUCUACACUAGCAAAAAGAUCAAAGUGAAGAUGGAGGAAUGCUGUAAUCUUGUGGGUGUCUCUAUGAGCAACAUCUUCCCUGUAAAGAAUUACCAUGAGGAAAUUGAUCCAGACAAUGACACCGAUGUACUGCUUCUGAGGGCACUUACUCAGAUUGUACAAAUAGCAAAUGAUAAUUUAAGUAGAAAGUAUGAGAAUGUACUGAAUGAUGGGGCCACGAAUGAUGUCUAGCAAAGAAAAAUUAUUUAUAAGGGCAGUCUGUUAGCAUUUAUCUUGUAUCUUAAGCUAAUAUAAUUUUAAAUACAUAUUUUUCCUCAGUGGUUAGACUUGAGAAAAUAAUUAUUGUCAUGGAAUUGGGAAAGCUUACACUUAGCAUGGCUUGAUUUGGCAGAUUUAUGGGUGUAUAUAUGACUCCACCUUACAGAGUGUUAAAAAGUAACACUGAAGUAGAGUUAAAAGCUGCAAUCUUUGACUUUUGCCGCUCUAUCAUCAUCUCUGUUUAAAACAAAAAAUUACAACUUGCUUGCAGUUAUUUUCUUAACAUGAUGGCACGGUUUCCCAGGGAUUAGACUAGUCUAAGACUAAUAAUGAAAUGAAAAUAAAUGUAAGAGCUGUCCAAACUAAAAACAAU